Anisakis simplex (herring worm) is the source of this 216-nucleotide messenger RNA. NCBI's taxonomy places the organism in Eukaryota, Metazoa, Nematoda, Chromadorea, Rhabditida, Anisakidae. The record is from the annotation of a GenBank genome assembly.
AUGAAUUUUUCCGGUGCUAUAAUUCGACUCAUUUCCUCAUUACCAAUGCUCAGCAUUCGUUCACGUUUACCAGUUCUCUACUUCGGUCAAGCAGUAGCUGCUUUCGCUCAACCCUUCUUCUUAUGCUUAUCACCGAAGGUUGCCGAGUUUUGGUUUGCCGACGAUCAGCGAGGACUCGCCAAUGCACUCUCAUUUAUUGGUAUUCACAUGAGUUGA